Molecule: messenger RNA, 5643 nt
Organism: Cavia porcellus (domestic guinea pig)
Lineage: Eukaryota; Metazoa; Chordata; Mammalia; Rodentia; Caviidae
Gene: Cp
Product: ceruloplasmin
Exons: 19
Coding region: 351-3542 (1063 amino acids)
Cellular component (GO): plasma membrane
Molecular function (GO): signaling receptor activity; oxidoreductase activity; copper ion binding
Source: RefSeq, a predicted model, not a curated record
UUGGAGGAACAAAGGGAGCUUUUAGAGAUGGUCUCUGCCUUCCUGGAAUUUACACAAAGAAAGGAAGAAAGCUCGGAGUUAGUUUUGCAUAUUUUAGUGCCCAACAAUGACCGUUGAUUUUUUCUUGUUGUUAGACAAGCCUGGCAACCUAGCACUAUUUCAUCUCUCUCCCUGAGUUUACCAGAACCUAAUGCUGAAUUGGAAAAUGUUAUUUGCUUUAACGAAACAAUUUACUGUUGUGCAACAUUAAGUUGUGUCAAUCAAGUAAACAAAGGAAGAAAGCCCUAUUUAUAAAAUUGCCUGCUUCUGAUUUUACUUCACUGCUACUCUGGCUCCAAGAAAGGAAGAAAAUGAAGCUUUUUGUGCUUGGUAUUUUUCUGUUUUUAUAUAGUACUCCAGCCUGGACAAGAGAUAAGCAUUAUUAUAUUGGAAUUAAGGAGAGAUCAUGGAAUUAUGCCCCUGACAACGAGAAAAAGGAACUUAUUUCAGUUGACAAAGACCAGUACAAUUUCUAUCUUGAAAGUGGCCCAGACAGAAUUGGAAGAAAAUACAAUAAAGCCAUUUAUUAUCAGUACACGGAUGGAACCUAUACUACACUUAUAGAUAAACCAGAUUGGCUAGGGUUUUUAGGCCCUAUUAUCAAAGCUGAAACUGGAGAUAAAGUUUAUGUACAUUUAAAAAACUUUGCCUCUAGACCUUAUACUUUUCAUGCCCAUGGAUUAACCUACUACAAGGAGCAUGAGGGGGCCAUCUACCCUGAUAAUACCACGGAUUUUCAUAAGGCAGAUGACAAAGUGCUUCCAGGACAGCUGUAUACAUACAUAAUGAGUGCCGAUUAUCAACAGAGUCCUGGUGAGGGAGACAGCAACUGUGUGACUCGGAUUUACCAUUCCCACAUUGAUGCCCCAAAAGAUAUCGCUUCAGGACUCAUUGGACCUUUAAUAAUCUGUAAAAAAGGUUCUCUAGAUUCGGAAAAAGAAAAAAAUAUUGAUCAAGAAUUUGUGGUAAUGUUUUCUGUGGUGGAUGAAAAUCUCAGCUGGUACAUAGAAGACAACAUUGACAACUACUGCUCUGACCCAGAGAAAGUUGACAAGGAAAAUGAAGACUUCCAAGAGAGUAACAGGAUGUACUCUGUGAAUGGAUAUGCCUUUGGAAGUCUUCCAGGGCUCUCCAUGUGUGCAGAAGACAGAGUGAAAUGGUAUCUUUUUGGCAUGGGGAAUGAAGUUGAUGUGCAUGCAGCCUUCUUUCAUGGACAAACAUUGAUUAACAAGAACUACCGUAUUGAUACAAUCAAUCUGUUUCCUGCCACUCUUUCUGAUGCUUUUAUGGUGGCCCAGAACCCUGGAAUAUGGAUGCUUAGCUGUCAGAAUCUAAACCAUCUGAAAGCUGGUCUUCAGGCCUUUUUCCAGGUUCAAGACUGUGAGAAGUCCUCGUCAAAGAAUGAUAUCCUUGAGGGAAAUGUUAGACACUACUACAUUGCUGCUGAGGAGAUCAUCUGGAACUAUGCACCCUCUGGAACAGACAUUUUCACCAAUAAAAGCUUAGCAGCUCCUGAAAGUGACUCAGCAGUAUUUUUUGAACAAGGUCCUACAAGAAUUGGUGGUACUUAUAAAAAGUUGGUUUAUCGUGAAUACACAGAUGACUCCUUCACAAAACAAAAGGAAAGAGGCCCUGAUGAGGAACAUCUUGGUAUUCUGGGUCCUGUCAUAUGGGCAGAAGUGGGAGACACUAUCAAAGUCACCUUUCAUAACAAAGUACCAUAUCUCCUCAGUAUUGAACCCAUUGGGGUGAGAUUCAGCAAGGCCAAUGAAGGCGUUUACUAUACCCCAAGUUUCCGCCCCUCAAAAGGAAGUGUGCGUUCUUCAUCCUCCUAUGUGACACCCCAGGGAAAGUUUACCUACGAAUGGACUGUCCCUGAAGCAGUGGGACCCACUUACGCUGACCCCGUGUGUCUUCCUGGGAUGUACUAUUCUGCUGUGGAUCCCACCAAAAAUAUAUUCACUGGGCUUAUUGGGCCAAUGAAAAUAUGCAAGAAAGGGAGUUUGCAUGAAAAUGGAAGACAGAAAGAUGUGGACAAGGAGUUCUAUUUGUUUCCUACAGUAUUUGAUGAGAAUGAGAGUUUACUCCUGGAUGAUAAUAUUAGAAUGUUUACAACCGCACCCGAUCAAGUGGAUAAGGAGGAUCCAGACUUUCAGGAAUCUAACAAGAUGCACUCCAUGAAUGGAUUCAUGUACGGAAACCAGCCUGGUCUCACAAUGUGCCGAGGAGAUACGGUUGUGUGGUAUUUGUUCAGUGCUGGAAAUGAGGCUGAUUUACACGGGAUCUACUUUUCAGGAAACACGUAUCUGUUAAGAGGAGAAACAAGAGACACAGCAAAUCUCUUCCCUCAAACAAGACUGAGUCUCCUCAUGAACCCUGACACAGAAGGGACUUUUGAUGUUGAGUGCCUUACAACGGAUCACUACAAGGGUGGCAUGAAACAAAAAUACACUGUGAACCGAUGCAAGCGGCCUGAGGAUUCCCCUCCCUGCCUGGGAGAAAGGACCUACUACAUUGCAGCAGUCGAGGUGGAAUGGGAUUAUUCACCACACCGGGAAUGGGAGAAGGAGCUGCAUCAUUUACAGGAGCGAAAUGUUUCAAAUGCAUUUUUGGACAAGGGCGAGUUUUACAUAGGCUCAAAGUACAAGAAAGCUGUGUAUCGGCAAUAUACCGACAACACGUUCUCGGUGCCGGUGGAGAGGAAGGCUGAAGAGGAGCACCUGGGAAUUCUAGGUCCACAACUUCAUGCAGAUGUUGGAGACAAAGUUAAAAUUGUCUUUAAAAACAUGGCAACAAGGCCCUACUCCAUACAUGCCCAUGGGGUGAAAACAGACGAUCCUAAAGUUCCUGAAACACUACCAGGUGAAACUCGCACUUAUAUAUGGCAAAUCCCAGAAAGAUCUGGUGCUGGACCACAGGAUUUGGCCUGUAUCCCGUGGGUUUACUAUUCAACUGUGGAUCAAGUGAAGGAUCUCUACAGUGGAUUGAUUGGCCCACUGAUUGUAUGUCGGAAGCCUUACAUGAAAGUAUUCAAUCCCAAAAAGAAAUUGGAAUUUUCUCUUCUGUUUCUAGUAUUUGAUGAGAAUGAAUCUUGGUACUUAGAUGACAACAUCAAAACAUACUCUAAGAAUCCCAAGAGAGUAAACAAAGAAAACGAAGAAUUCAUAGAAAGCAAUAAAAUGCAUGCUAUCAAUGGAAGACUGUUUGGAAACGUAGAAGGCCUCACAAUGCAUGUGGGGGACGAGGUCUACUGGUAUCUGCUAGGCAUGGGCAAUGAAGUGGACUUGCAUACUGUGCAUUUUCACGGCCACAGCUUCCAGUACAAGCACAGAGGCAUUUAUAGCUCUGAUGUCUUUGACAUUUUUCCUGGAAAAUUCCAAACCCUUGAAAUGGUUCCGAAAACACCUGGAAUUUGGUUACUCCACUGCCAUGUAACUGACCACAUUCACGCUGGGAUGGAAACCAUCUACACCGUUCUGCCAGGCGAAGAGAUCAAGUAUUGAUGAAAGAAAUUGGUGAUAAGUGGGAAAAAAAGACAAAACAAUGGUUCAUAACAAAUGUGUGUGACAGUGCUGAAUGGAAAAUUUACUGUGGAAUGGCUAUAAAUAUUAAAAACAAAAGACUGGAAACACAUCUCUGUGCACUUAAGGGGGAAUGCCAUUAUUUUUUGUAGAUGGAAAUAUAAUAAACUAUACAUGGAAAACGACUAUAUAAUAGGAAACACAAUUGACUCAUACAGACCACUGAUACUGCCACUCUUAGGACACCAGAAAACUACAUUAAAAACAAAUCUAUGACCAGAUAUCCUGAUGGUAUUCAAAGGGUCACUAUUUAUUAAAAUGUGUCCAACCAUCAUCUUCCCAUCAAGACCUCCAACAUCUUACUGAAUACCUAAGGAGCCAGUGGGCAUGGGGGUGAAAUAAACAUAAAACAAAAAUACAUCAAUCCGAGCUUUGAACCCUUGAAAACAUGGUCAAAAUGACUGUAUCUGAAAACUGGAGAAAGGCAGAGAUUAAGAAACAAUGCUUGUAUAUUAUAUUCCGGUUAAAAAAAUUAAUAAAAUAAUAAGAGGUUGCUACCAGAAAAAAGACCAAACUAUUGUAUCAGACACCAGGCAAUUUGAAGUUUUCCCCCACCUUUAACUGGAUUCAACAGACAUAUUACUGAGCUCAACUUGGACUCAAAAUUGUUUAACAAGAAGUCGAAAAAGAAGACAUUGUGGAUGUCAUGAUAUAGUUUUUUAUUUUCACAUUUACUCUAGCUGAAAGACCAAGAAUACAUAUCAGCAAAAAUGGCAACAAAGUUUUGGGUGAGAAACAUACGGCACUCAAUGAUUCACAGGAACCAGCUUCAUUGCAUUCAGAGAGAAACACAGUAUGAGUUUUAAAAGUUACAAGAAAAUAAUGUUUAAAUCUUUUAUUGUAACAAAACAUUUACAUCUUUCUCAAAGAGAAUCAUUUAAGAAGAAAAGUAACCCAGUAGAGAAAUCCGGAAAAUUCAAGAAGAUUCUAGACACGUGGAGAAGUUUUCUCAUAGUGUUCCCGGGAUGAAAAUGCCUGUUACGUCCUCAAACAAGUCGCUGGUCUUCCUUGGAAUAAAAGUCAGUGUCUACCUUUACAAACAGCAUUUCUUUGAGGAAGUCUUCCACCGUGAAGCUUUUUUACAUUCUGUACAAUUAAGUGGGUUCAGGAUAUAAUUAAGAAAUCAAUAGUUCCUACCACUUGGUAAAAUAAGCAUCUUGAAUUCAUCUCUUAAAAAAUAAAAUCAUAGACUUGUUUUUUUUUUUAAUCUGGCGCUGAAUUUUUAAAAAUUCAGUUUCAUAUGCUCUUGUGGCAUUUUUCAAAUUACACCUUCAUGCCAACGAUUUCUUUCGACUACAAUAAAGAAGAUAAGGCAAGAAAAAUGCUGCAGUGCCAUCUUCUGGGAGAACGUUCAAGAAAUCUCUUAAUUCUAGGUCCACAGCAACAACUGACAAUGUUUCUGUUUAUGGGAAAGAAAACCUGGAUUAGAACCGAAUAUUUGAUUUUCAUUUUAGCCCAUCAAUUAAGAGCUAAUUCAGACAAUAAAGUGUUAGAACAAAGAAAAAAACAAGCCUCUUCAAUCCACAGAUUAUGUUUUAAUAGCUUAAUGUAUCUUUUCUAGAAUCCUGUAAAAUCUAUUGUAUUAUAGGAGUUGCUAUUUCACUGCUAGAUUACGACAUUACUUUUCAACAGACUUCUAUUCUCUAAAGAAAAAUAUACUCAUUUGAAUACAUUUUAGUGUUAGAGGGCUAUUCUGUACUAACAUACAGACUGUUUGCUAGUCCGGGAAAAACCAUAAGCUAUUAGGUAACACUUUCAAAAACUGGUUCUGUUUAUUAUGAAAUUUUCAUAUUAUUAAACACAAAUCUAUUUUCAUGACUAUUACCUUUUAUUCUAAACUGCAAAGGUGUGCUAAUAAUCAUUUUCAAUGUUAAGGAAAUUUUUCUAGCAUUUUUGUAAAGAUAAUGUUAUUUUAUGAUUCUAUUACUCCUUAAUAGAUACAUGCUCUCCCAAAAAGAGUGACACCUACGUACAACUUUCCCAAUAAACGUGCAUGUGAUCUUACACCUGUAUCCACACCUCA